AUGGCAGAUAAACGACUACCGCAUCUCUCGCCCUUUCGUUCUUACAGCCGCACGGAGGAAUCGGGCCUGGCCAUCUUUCGCCACUGCACUGCUUCGACUGUCUACGAUACAGGUAUGAUUGAGGAUAAUCCAGGUGACGCAGCCACGUGUGGUUUGCACGCAACGAAAGGAUUAUGCAGUGAAAAUCAAGUGGAAGUUCUUCGAUUCGGCAUAACCACUGUCAACACCAUCCCGUCGACCCUGGUAUGUCAACCCUAUCUGAUCGGCAUCCUGCAGGUUCGCCAUCCAAUCUGCGCCACAGAAUCUGACAUGAAUUUCCCCGAUCGCCGUCCGACUCCACCAAUUCCUUCUGGAACAGGACCCUGA
Colletotrichum lupini is the source of this 366-nucleotide messenger RNA. RefSeq lists its product as uncharacterized. Bases 1 to 366 code for a protein of 121 amino acids. The record is from RefSeq and is a predicted model, not a curated record. Lineage: Eukaryota; Fungi; Ascomycota; Sordariomycetes; Glomerellales; Glomerellaceae. The transcript has 3 exons.